AUGCUUUUUCUUAUUUUUUUCGUCCAAUUUAUUGAUGGAUUUGUUGUUGACACAAAUUAUGGGUCAAUUCGAGGGUCGGAAAUCGAACAAGAUGGACAAUUAUUUCAUAGUUUCAAGGUAUGUUUCAGCCUUUUCUUUGAAUAAAAUGAUCAUCCGAUUCUUUUCAAUGAGCUCCGACAGCCCAUAAUAACCUAUUUUUCAUUCUAGAAAAUCCCGUUUGCUUUGCCGCCUUUGGGAAAAUUGCGAUUUCAAAAACCGGAAAAUCCGAAUGCUUGGCAGGGAAUUCUAGAUGGAACUAUUUAUGGUCCAGCAUGUUUAUCAAAUUCUUCACAAACGAAAAGCCAGCCAAUUUGGAUCGAUGAAGAUUGCUUGCAUUUAAAUGUUUUUGUGUCGGAUGUUUGCUUGGUAAGUCGGGAGAAGGGUUCGGCCACGAAAAUUGUAUUCAUGGGCUCCCGAACUCUCCGGAUUUUUAGAUCUAGUUUGAUUACAAGUAUUUUCAGAAGUCAAAUAAAUCCUGCGCAGUUGCUUUAUAUAUUCAUGGCGGAAAUUUGAACUAUGAUUCAGCUGUUAUGUUCGAUGAUCCAACUAUCUUCCGUAAAUUCGCCGCCAAAAAUGUUAUUUUAGUUAUACCUGGAAUCAGACUUGGUAUAUUUUCACAUCUAACAUUUGCGAAUCAAGAAAAUGCUCCCUACAACAUCGCAAUUUUUGAUAUUUUGAAAGCUCUGGAUUUCGUGCAUAAUGAGAUUGUGAACUUUGGAGGAGAUCCUGCAAAAGUCACACUUUUUGGACAUUCUUCUGGCGGAGUUAUUUCUUCGUUUAUGGGUUUUUCGACUGAAAUUAACCGAGAUUUGAGCUUGUUUCAACAAGUUAUUGCAAUGUCUUCACUUGCAAUUUUUACACCAAAAGAGUUGCCGAAACUUUUGACAGAUGUGUUCGUCAAAAAGGCGGGGGUAAGUCUAUUUAUUUUAGAUACUUAUAGUCUAUCUGAAAAUUUGGACAUUUUUUCAGUGUAAUUCAAAUGAUGAUUCUGAAAUUCUGAAAUGUCUUCAAAAAAUGGACGCUCUUGAAUUAUUACGCAUUCAGCGAGAAAUGGAAACUACAGAAAUAACAAUGUUUUGGGGAGUUAUUCAAGAAUUGCCACUUUUUCAAAAAGGUUCACUUUCGGAAUUCCAUCAAAACCCUAAAAAUAUUCCAUUUCUGAUUGGAACAACUUCUAGAGAAUUUGAUAAGGAAGUCGAUUUUGUACCAAUUGGUCAGAUUUUAGGAUAUCAGAAUCCAGGAGAAAUUUAUGAAAAUUAUAAAAACGGAUCAAUUGGGGAAAAAUUAAAACAUUCUGAUGAAACUCAAAGAUUAUUUGUGGAUACUGUAGCUCGAGUUAGAAUUUUGAGAGAGAAACAUAUUCCGGUGAGUUUUUAAUUGCUCACAAAUUUUACAAGGCUUCUAAUUUCAGGCCUAUCUUUAUCAAUAUUCAAAUCCGACACAUCCAUUUCAUACAGAUGAUUUAUCAUAUUUUAUGGGUGUUCAUAAUUUCAAUAAAUCAAUUGAUGAACAAAAAUUAUCGGAAGUUUAUCCGGAAUAUUUUAUGAAUUUUAUAAAAUUUGGAAAACCUGCGGAAAAUUGGGAAAUAUCAAAUGGAACUAGUUAUUUUGAUAUUGAUUGGAAUGAGGAAAAUGGAAAAAGACCGCAAAUGAGAAAUGGAUUUGAAAAAAAGGUAGGCUUGGAUUUUUGGGCUCAGGGCCGAUGGGCUCGGCCUGAAUUAUCGGAUAACAUUACAAAUCUGUUUCAGAUAAUUAAUUAUUGGUUCGAUGAUAUGCGAGAACUUGAUAAAUUUAUUGAGGCCCAAAAGUCUGUCUUGAAGUAUAAAUCCCAAACUUUUCCAAUUCCACCAUCAAAUUCAGCUCUGUUUUCAUGGAUCUGGAUUCUACUUAUCUUCAUACUUGGAUUGAUCCUAGGAAAAUUAUGUUUUUCUAGCUCGAAAAAAUCUAUUUAUGUUCAGAUUCCUGGAAACAACUAUAAUUAUGAGAAAAUUGCUGAAAUUUGA
Caenorhabditis angaria is the source of this 2041-nucleotide messenger RNA. The record is from the annotation of a GenBank genome assembly. NCBI's taxonomy places the organism in Eukaryota, Metazoa, Nematoda, Chromadorea, Rhabditida, Rhabditidae.